AUGAUCUAUACAAUCAUUCGCACUGAUAUUUUUCGUUUUGUUAGCAUCUAUUUGAUCUUUCUCUUCGGUUUUUCACAAGCCUUUUUUGUGACAUUCAAAUCUUGCGAACUCUACAGUAAUCAACAAAUCGAGAACGGCAUCAUCAAUCCCGCAAAUAUCUCACACCAACUUUGGACUGAUCUUGAUGGAAUUUUGCAUCCAACCGGCGAGGGUUUCGAUAAUAUUUUGGCUUCUCCGCAAGAAUCUUUUGUUCGAACUUUUAUCAUGACUACUGGUGAAUUCAUGAGCCUCUACCAAGAACUCGCUUCUUGUCCAAAUCCGAUCAUGAUCGUCAUUGGAAAGAUUUGUUUCAUCACCUUUGAACUACUCGUCUUUCUCCUUCUCUUCAACAUGUUAAUUGCCAUGUUGAAUAGAACUUAUCACACGAUUUUCAGUACAAAAAAAGAGUACAAACGACAGUGGGCUCAAGUGAUUCUCUCGCUAGAGAUGUCACUUCCACCACAGGAACGCCUCAUUCAUUUACUCAAAUACUCGAGACCAAUUGGCACAAAUAAGCAAAAGAGAAGCUAUGUAGUGAACAAGAAAAUGAAUGAAGAAAACAUGGAGGCUUUCGAGAAAAGAGCUCUCGACGAGAAGCAAAAACAGAUCGCAGAGGAGAAGCGCUUUUUGUACAAACGGCGGAUGAAGGAUUUGGACAUAAAAGACGCAUCUCUCCGUCCAUUGACGUCACUCAUUCGUCCAAUGACUUCAUAUCUCGCGAAUAUCCGCCCAAAAACAAGAUCAACAUCUCCAUAUCAAGAUAUUACU
Molecule: messenger RNA, 807 nt
Organism: Mesorhabditis belari
Lineage: Eukaryota; Metazoa; Nematoda; Chromadorea; Rhabditida; Rhabditidae
Source: the annotation of a GenBank genome assembly